Molecule: messenger RNA, 1777 nt
Organism: Carica papaya (papaya)
Lineage: Eukaryota; Viridiplantae; Streptophyta; Magnoliopsida; Brassicales; Caricaceae
Source: RefSeq, a predicted model, not a curated record
AUUCGAUGAAACAGAAUGCAAAUUAAAUUUUGGAGUUAAAAUAAGGUACCUUUAAUUUAUGCCGUCACAAAAUCUCCCACCUAGAGGGACUCCGUACCCUGCUCAAAUGGCGGAUUGUUUCUGAUUUGGGUUUGUCUUGGCGGGGUCACUAUCCCACUGCUCCCCAAUGUCGCAACAAUGGCGUAAAAAGUUUCACCACCAUCACCAACCAGAAGCUUCACUCCUCCAUUGCGCAGACCUCAUCCUCCCAUGGCUAACCCCAGUAGAACUAGCCAACGUCUCCUUGACCUGCAAAAUCCUCAAUCAGCUCGCCAAAUCCCUAACUCUCCAUCGAUCCCUCGACGUCUCUAGAUCCCUCGAGACCUUCCCUAUACGUUUCCACAACUUAGUCGAUCAUCAUCCCUAUGCCUUUUUCAUGUACACCCCCUCUCAGGUUCUCCCCUCUUCUCCUUCAAAAAACAUUCCCCGCCAAUCUUGGGGUUUGACUUGUAACUCGCUGAGUCGAAUUGGUCCAAAAUCGGUAACUGGGUCGCCAGGAUGCGACGCGGGUGUCCCGGAUUUGGGUUCUUCUGCGAGGCUGGUGAAUCUCGUGGACGAGGCUGGGGAGGCCGUGUCUGGAUGUCGCUGCCGGAAAUGUGAGGAGGUGGAUGAUAAUGGUGGGUUUGGGUGCCCGUGUCGGGGUUUGGAGGGGAUGGGAAUAGUGACUGAGUGUGGGCCGAGUUGCGGGUGCGGGUUGGAGUGUGGGAAUCGAAUGAGCCAGAGGGGGAUUUCUGUUCGGUUGAAAAUCGUGCGUGAUGGCAGGAAGGGAUGGAGUUUGUACGCUGAUCAGCCGAUUCAGCAAGGGGAGUUUGUCUGUGAGUAUGCUGGUGAACUUGUGACGACUGAAGAAGCUAGAAGACGACAAGAAGCCUAUGACAAGUUUGCAUCAGCUGGCCGGUUUUCCUCCGCUCUUUUAGUUGUGAGAGAGCAUCUUCCAUCCGGAAAGGCAUGUUUAAGGAUAAAUAUUGAUGCCACAAGAGUUGGAAAUGUUGCACGAUUCAUUAACCAUUCUUGUGAUGGUGGUAAUCUGUCAACCGCACUAAUUAGAAGCACAGGGAUAUUGCUUCCUCGGCUUUGUUUCUUUGCUUCCAAGAACAUAAAGCAAGAUGAGGAGCUAACUUUCAGCUAUGGGGACAUUAGAAUGAGGGCCAACGGCUUGCAGUGCUUUUGCAGCAGUUCAUGUUGUUUUGGAGUUUUGCCUUCGGAGGAUACAUGAUUGGAAGAGGGAGGUGUCUUGGACUCAGAAAUAUUAAUCUGUGCUUUGGCUGGUACUGUUACUCGCUGGAAGCUUAACAUAUUUCCCUCCAUGCAUUCAUCAUGACUCAAGCUCAGAAAAAGAGAGAAAGGACUGGAAAUGUGGAAGAAGAGUGUGAUGGACAAAUUAUUGAGCUUAUGAUUAACAGAAUUGGAAGUUUUGAUGAAGAUGAAGAUAUGAUCUCUCAUGUCUGGCUGAAAAUGUGAGAAUUAGCUUCAAAGUGAUUUAGGGAAAUUUUCUGCACAUUCUUAAAUUUCUCGGUUAUAAACAUGAAUUCAGAAUUCUGAUACCAGUUGUUUAGCAACCUAAGCUCCUAACACCAUUGUUGGAAGUGAAAGCUGGAGUGGUUAAUAGAACCAGAAACAAGAUAAGGAUUGGAGAAAAGACAAGAGGGUGAGAAAGAGAAGCAUGGGAGAUUAGGAAAUUUCUGAAAAUUCUGUCUGUAAUGCUUCGGAUUGCAUGAAGGUUUACAAUUUCAAAAUU